Messenger RNA from Baudoinia panamericana UAMH 10762, 1155 nucleotides. RefSeq lists its product as uncharacterized. Lineage: Eukaryota; Fungi; Ascomycota; Dothideomycetes; Mycosphaerellales; Teratosphaeriaceae. The coding region runs from base 1 to 1155 and encodes 384 amino acids. The record is from RefSeq and is a predicted model, not a curated record. The transcript has 3 exons. Gene Ontology annotation, cellular component: cytoplasm; membrane.
AUGGCUGAGCUGGACGUCCCUUUGGACGAGCUGGACACUUUCAGCUUGCUCCUUCCACUCCCCUACCGGCUCGCAAGCACGCUGGUGCUCGGCGUAUGGCUCUGGGGCGUCAAUUUGCAAGUAUUGCAAAGGCACGGCAUUGAUACGCCUGCCCUGAUCCGGUAUUCAGCGCGCACCGAUCCACCACCGCAUUUGUCGGUUUACCGCUUUGCGACUGUUCUUACAACGCCACUUGCGGCCUCUCUGAUCUACUUCUGGUGGUGGACAGCCGGCGGACAACAAGAGCGCGUAAUCGCGCACAGUCUGGUGCCGAAUGUCACCCUCAUCCUGGUUCUGGCCCUAGCAUUCCUCAUCCCGCAACGAUGGCUCUAUCCCAGGGAGUUUUGGCCCGCUACGGGCCGCCUGCGCCUCCUCCAUACAUUUCGUAGGAUACUCGUUGGUGGCAUUGCACGUCCGGAGGAAGGAAAGUUCGGGGAUGUCUUGCUAGCCGAUGCCCUGACGUCUUAUUCGCGGCCCUUGUCCGAACUCUACAUCGUGUUUUACAUGAUGGCACAUCAACAGGCCACUACGAACCGCAUUGAUCGCUCCUCAGCUAUUGCCGUGCCAAUCAUCAUGUCAAUCCCAUUCGUGAUCCGGUUCAAGCAGUGCAUCACAGACUGGCAGCCCUACAAUGCUCUGAAGUAUGCAACGGCAUUUCCGGCGAUCGCUGUUUCUACGUUCAUGCGUCUGGAGGAACCUUAUAUCAAUCAUGGCAACCUACACGCCAUUUGGAUGCUUACCGCGCUUACGAAUGCACUGUACUCGUACUAUUGGGACGUCACCCGCGAUUGGGAUCUUACCUUGCUAACGCCGAAGAGAGCCUCGCCAGACCAUCCAUAUGGCCUGCGCCGUACCCGUAUCUUCAGUGAUACGCGACUAUACUACGCCAUGAUCUUCAUUGACCUCCUUCUCCGCUUCGCUUGGGCGCUCAAACUGUCGCCCCAUCUCGAGCAUUACUAUGACAUCGAACUUGGCAUUUUCCUGCUUGAGCUGCUAGAAGUCGUGCGCCGCUUUCUUUGGAUCUUCUUCCGCAUCGAGACGGAGUGGGUCCGAAGUCGCCAACCCUCCGGCAUGGUAGUCUUGAGCGAAUUGGGGCCGAAGAUAGAUGAAGACUAA